Molecule: messenger RNA, 1429 nt
Organism: Phytophthora infestans T30-4
Lineage: Eukaryota; Oomycota; Peronosporomycetes; Peronosporales; Peronosporaceae
Product: dynein 1 light intermediate chain, putative
Exons: 8
Coding region: 1-1311 (436 amino acids)
Biological process (GO): microtubule cytoskeleton organization; microtubule-based movement
Cellular component (GO): centrosome; cytoplasmic dynein complex
Molecular function (GO): dynein heavy chain binding
Source: RefSeq, a predicted model, not a curated record
AUGCUGCGCGACUGCUCCGUGCGGUCCAAGCUGCCGGUAGCCAACCUUCUGGUGGUGGGCGACGCGGAGAGUGGCAAGUCGGCGCUGCUGGCGCGUCUGGAUGAGGCUAAAUCGACUCCCUCGGAGACAGCUGACGAAACGCACGCUGUGGACACGCUGUUGGCCUUCAAGACACUCGAUGUGCUAGACCCACGCGCGAAGGAGAGCGGUGGCGAUGCCUCUGGUACUGAAAAUGCGGCUACACGUUCUGGAAGCGAGGACGUGAUAGCGCAUAUCGGCACGUGGAGUCUUAAUGACUUGAGUCUAAAGGACCUCAUCAAGAUCGCAGUGAAGCCCCAGACGCUGCAAAAGACGGUGGUGGCCAUUGUGCUGGACCUUUCGCGGCCCUGGACCAUCAAGAGCUCGCUGGAGCAGUGGCUGUCGGCGCUGGAAGGACAUUUACUGGAACAGAUCAACCAGCUGGCUUCGGAGACGAGGAACGAGCUGUACGCAGCCAUCAAACAGCACAUUUUGGCCUACGAAGACCCGAGUGUCGACCACUCUGCACCGACGCCCAUGGACACGUCUACGAGUGAAUUCAUGGAAGAAGGCGUGUUGUCGAAGAACUUGGGUGUGCCUCUUGUGAUUGUUGUGGCCAAGGCGGAUCUACGUCCAGAAAAUUCUGUCAAAAUGGACUACAUCGAGUACACGUUACGCCAGUUCGCGAUUCGAUACGGCGCGUCGGUGGUGUUUACCUCUGCCAAAACUGAAGCCAACGUCGAUACACUUCGCAAGUAUAUUCUGCACCGUGCGUUCCCGUCCCAGUUCAAGCUCACGGAGCCUCCGCAACUAGUGGACCACAACAGUAUUUUCAUCCCGUCGGGCUACGACUCGUUCGAGCUGGUGAACCAGAGUCUUGUGGGCUCGCAGGCGCGCUGGCCCACUGACAAACCGUUCGAGAAAAUCGUCCUGGCGCCGACCGAAGACACGGAGGAUGCUGCUGCCGUGCUGGCUAGUGAUAUUCGUGUGGACAGUCACGACCAGUGGCUGGAAAAGCUGGAGAAGGCCGCCGGCGCUGGUCUGGAAGAGCUGCAGAAGCAAAGUAUUGAAGCCGGCAAGAAGGCGGAGCAGGCAGCAGUCGCGCGUCGCGCUGCCGCUGAUCGCCGUAAACGUGAAGAGAAGGACGUGAGCUCCAAGCACCUGCAGAACUUCUUCAACAACCUGCUCAGCCGGCCUGAGAAGACCAGAUCUUCUCGGUCUAUGAGCGACAAGAAGAAGGAGAAGAGUGACCAGUCGUUGGGAGAGCAGGAGACAAAGCGCUCCGCUGUUUAGAACCCGCUCUUGUCAUUUUAUCUUCAGUGUUUGCGUCAUUUCCUGCUACUCAUUGUCUGGUAGUAGACAGCGAGGCAAAUACACUGAGCAGGAGCUCGUUGAACGCGCUACCAGAUGA